AAAUCAUCAGCUGCUACACAGUAUUGAUUUUUACUCUCAAAAAAAUUCAUCAGCCGUAGAUAUUAAAUAUGCCUAAGAAAAUCGAAAAGUAUCAAUUGGGAAAAACCCUCGGUAGAGGUACUUUUUCAAAGGUUAAAUUAGCUGUAGAUACAACUGAUAACUCUCACUGGGCUAUCAAGAUUAUCGAUAGAAAGAUGGUCAAACAAGAAAACAUGGAAGCCCAGCUCAAGAGAGAAAUUGCCAUCAUGAAAAUUUUAAAACACAAACACGUUGUACAAUUGAGAGAAGUUCUUCAAAGCUCUAAACAUAUUUAUAUUGUAUUGGAAUUGAUUACUGGUGGUGAAUUGUUCGACAGAAUUGUUGAGGCCAAGAGAUUCGAUGAAACAACAGCAAGAAAAUACUUCCAACAAUUGAUUUCAGGUAUUGAAUAUUGCCAUUCUCAAGGAAUUGCUCACAGAGAUUUGAAACCAGAAAAUUUAUUGUUGGAUGGUGAAGAUGUUUUAAAGAUUAGUGACUUUGGUUUAUCUGCACUCUCCGGUAAUGAUGGAUCAGGACAACAAAAGAUGUUGAUGACAACUUGUGGUACACCAAAUUAUGUUGCUCCUGAAGUUUUGAAGGAAAAGGGUUAUGACGGAAAGAAGGCCGACGUUUGGUCAUGUGGUGUUAUUUUGUAUGUCAUGUUGGCUGGUUAUUUACCAUUUGAAGAUGAUACAAUGAAAGGAUUGUUUGCCAAGAUUGAAUCAGGAAAAUUCUCUUAUCCACCUCACUUUACAAGUGCCCAAACUGAACUUAUUAGUAGAAUGCUUGUUGUAGAUCCAGAAAAAAGAAUUACUGUUGAACAAAUUAUGGAACAUAAAUGGUUCAAGGUUGGAUUCAAACUUGAUAGAGUUACAUCAAAGAUCAGUUUGACUGAAAAGGAAAUUGAUGCUUCUGUUAAAAGUACUGGAGAUGUUACUGAAGUUCAAUCAUCAACACAACCAGCUCAAAAUUCUCAAACUAAGGUCAAUACUCUGAAUGCUUUCGAUUUGGCUUCCAUGUUAAUGAUGGGUUCUAUGAAUCCACUCAUGUCUUCGGAUGCAUCUGUUAAAAUUAAGAGACAAACAAGAUUUAUGGCUAAAGGAAAGAAACAAGAAUGUCAAACAGCCAUCGUUUCAAAACUCGAUAAAAUGAAGGCCAAACCAACCACAAAGGGUGACGAUGAAAUUAAGUGUAUGGCCACUGUAAAUCAAGCUGCUAUAACAUUUAGUAUUAAGAUUGAAGAAACAAGUGGUGGUUUCUCAGUUGUUGAAGUAAGAAGAGGUAAAGGUAACAUCCUUGACUAUAAUGCUUUCUAUCGUACCUUGGUGAAUGAAAUGGGCAGUUUGGUUGUUUCUAAGGAAAUUUCCACAAAAUAAAUCACUUUGUAAAUUU
Messenger RNA from Naegleria gruberi, 1410 nucleotides. Its product is annotated as serine/threonine protein kinase. Gene Ontology annotation, biological process: protein phosphorylation. Gene Ontology annotation, molecular function: ATP binding; protein kinase activity. The record is from RefSeq and is a predicted model, not a curated record. The transcript is spliced from 3 exons. Bases 69 to 1394 code for a protein of 441 amino acids. Lineage: Eukaryota; Heterolobosea; Eutetramitea; Acrasida; Naegleriidae.